GAGUGGGCAGCCACUUUGGUGCACUCUGGUGGUUCUUGUAACAGUGUCACUCUUUCCUUGAUCUCCAAGCAGUCAAACUGAGACAUCGUGGCUUAAACAGGAUCCAGUAAGAAGAAUAGUCCUAGUGGACAUUUUGAAAUGGACAUAGUUGGUGUUUUUUUUUUAAAGGCCAAAACUUUUUUUUCACUUGAUGUUUAGACUUUUUUCUUGGAUUCAUGAAGGUCCUGUAACUAAUAUUGUUCCAGCUCUGUGAGCUGUUUGGAUUAACCUACCUGGAAAGCAUUUUGUUGAAUACAAGAGCAUCCUCAAACGUUCACAUCUUAGAAGGAUGAAGACCCACUAUUCCUUUCUGAGUGCUGCACAGCAAGAAUCCUAAGGUGCGAAAUGUGAGCUUCAACUUCAAAGAGAAGAAAACAGAAGAAAAGAAAUUUGCUAUGGAAAACAUUAUCAGCUCUUAAUCUUGAGCAGAUUCUUGUGUAGAUGCUUGUGAAGAUUUUUUGCUUGUGAUCAUUUUGAUGUUGGAACCAAACAGCCUUUUAACUUGUUGUGACUGAGUUGACCCAGUGAAAGAUAAAUUCCAUAAACAUGUCAACUAGUAAUCCCUACCAUGACCCUGUGGGACCCUGGAUCCUUGUCGUGGUGGUCAUCAUCAUACUGGUCACAGUAGUGGGAAACCUGCUGGUUAUCCUCGCUGUGGCGCGCACUCCACAGCUGCAAACUUCAACAAACAUUUUCAUUAUGUCCCUAGCAUGUGCAGACUUCAUCAUGGGGGUCCUUGUUGUGCCUUUGGGGGCCAGUUAUGUGGUCACAGGUAACUGGCUACUUGGUUUAACUUUGUGUGACCUCUGGACUUCUGUUGACGUCCUGUGUGUGACAGCGAGCAUUGAAACGCUUUGUGUCAUAGCAGUAGAUCGGUAUAUAGCCAUUACAAAGCCUCUGCGGCACAAAGUUUUGCUCAGUAAAUGUCGUGCAAGAGUAAUAGUUUGUUUAGUGUGGGUUGUGUCUGCCUUAAUUUCCUUUGUACCAAUUAUGAAAGGGGAUUGGCAUUCCAAGGAGGAUGAGAAAGCACAAGAUUGCUAUAAAAACACGACAUGCUGCGACUUUAUCACAAACAUUCCCUUUGCAAUUUCAUCCUCUGUAGUGUCCUUUUACAUUCCUCUGAUCAUAAUGAUAUUUGUGUAUGCAAAAGUCUUUGAAAUAGCAACACGCCAGGUCCAGCUCAUAGAUAAGAGUCGGAUGCGUUUCCAAAAUGAAUGUCCAUUAGCACAGACACAAAAUAACCCCACUAUCAGCAAUAUCCAGCCAUCAGCAUGUGCGAGCUCCAGCAGUGGCAACAAUGCAGUUCGGAGAAAGAGUGCCAAGAGGAGGCCAUCGAGACUAAUGCUUGUCAAGGAGCACAAGGCCCUUAAGACUUUGGGUAUCAUCAUGGGGACCUUCACUAUGUGCUGGCUGCCAUUUUUUAUUGCCAACAUCCUCAACGCUUUGGAUAGAGAACUAGUAAACCAAGAAUUGUUUCGGCUGUUAAACUGGCUUGGCUACAUCAACUCUGGCCUCAAUCCCAUCAUCUACUGCAGGAGUCCAGAGUUUCGCACAGCCUUCAAGAACCUUUUGGGUUGCCCAUGGUUGUCCAUCCUGUGGCUAAAUGAUUUCUAUAAAGAACUGCGGACUCGUUGCUCCUGCUUUCUAUGGCAAGCUGAGACAAGCACAUCCAGCACUUUCCAAAAGUCUUCAGCUGAUAGAAAUGAGGGCAAUGGCAGCCUGGGCAGCAGAAGUGAGGAGACUUCCCUUGGUCCUUCGCAGUCCAAUGGCAGCACACAAUUCAGUGACUAUUCAGAGCCAGAAACCAAAGAUUUUACGUUGCAGGAAAAGGAUGGGUGAACUGUAAAAUGUCAAGCUACUGAAGCAAACUGUUACUGUGAUUCCUGCAAAGUCUGAGACCAAACACCAGUGAAGACGAGCUAAAGAAGAGUACAACUGCAACAGAAAAAGGCUAGACCUGAACAGAUGACUGGACUCACUAGAAUCAGCUGAUUUGGUCUGGACAGGAAUGCUGUGACUACAUUUUUUCACCCCCCCCCCCCCCCCCUUGAACUGCUGUGGCUCAGUGCUUUGCAGACCUUUGAUGGCACCAGAUGAACUUCCCAGUGUCAUUUACAUAUUGUUUAUAAAAGACUUUAUGUUGGUUAAUACAACAAUGCAUUCCAGUACCUUUGGACACAGUGUAGAAUGUGUGACCGGUGGUUUCAAAACAGUGAGCAUAAACUAACUAUGUACAGUACAUUGUCAAGUAAAUUAUCUAUUUAUGAUACACUGAAUCUGUAGCAAAAUACAAAUGUUGACUAUAAGUUCUGUAUUAAGCUGUCUUCACUGUAGAAACAUUUUCAUCACACGAAUCUUUCAGUGUAAUAUCGUCCAAACUAUCAAGCUGUGCAUUAAAAUACUCAACCUUAGUGUCUGUUGUCAAAGACACUAAGGUUAAUGUGUUAAUGUUUUUGUUUUGAGCCUUGGCUCGAUGUUCGCACAAUGUUUCUUAAAUUCCUUUGUCUAUGUUAAAUUAUACUAUAGCGAUAAAAAUGGCUGUGAAAACUUUGUCAGGACAACUUAAAUAUAAUUAUAGUCAACAGUCCAUUGAGACAUGUUAUUGUACAAGGUACAGUAUUAUAAACUGCAGGUAUAGAUAACAAAUAAGAAAGCUAUAUGCUAUUUUGCUAACAAAAUCUACUUUUUUUUAAUUAUUUUGUCUUUGGUAAGCUGCAUUGUAAGCUUUAACACAGUACAAAUAAAGAAUAAUGAUGGGCUUGA
Molecule: messenger RNA, 2802 nt
Organism: Melanotaenia boesemani (Boeseman's rainbowfish)
Lineage: Eukaryota; Metazoa; Chordata; Actinopteri; Atheriniformes; Melanotaeniidae
Gene: adrb3a
Product: adrenoceptor beta 3a
Exons: 2
Coding region: 586-1878 (430 amino acids)
Biological process (GO): norepinephrine-epinephrine-mediated vasodilation involved in regulation of systemic arterial blood pressure; adenylate cyclase-activating adrenergic receptor signaling pathway
Cellular component (GO): membrane
Molecular function (GO): epinephrine binding; norepinephrine binding; beta3-adrenergic receptor activity
Source: RefSeq, a predicted model, not a curated record